This is a messenger RNA of Theobroma cacao (cacao), 869 nucleotides long. RefSeq lists its product as uncharacterized. The record is from RefSeq and is a predicted model, not a curated record. NCBI's taxonomy places the organism in Eukaryota, Viridiplantae, Streptophyta, Magnoliopsida, Malvales, Malvaceae.
CGGAGUGAGUGUUAGACAUGGAUAUGUGUCAUGUAUAGGACGUUACAGUUUUAUAUUUGAAGGGUUGGACCUCCAUACUUAUGGCCUUCGGUUUAUGUGUCGGAUACGCGUAUUUCAAGGAAAAUCAAGAGUCGGGACAAGGUCGGUUGUGGUUAGGAUAUACCUAGUGUAUUCUGAGGCAAGCAGCAUCUGUUAGAAACUUAGAAUUGUUCUUUGUCUCUCUUAUCUAUAAAAUAUAGUAAUUUUUUAUCUCUUUCUUAAAUGCUUUAAGAUCUCUAUCUCAAUGUCAAUUACAGCUUAGUGAGUACAUAAGGGACUGCAAUAGACAUGAGAAAGAAGCUAAUCAUGGAGGAUUCUGGCGCUGAGUUCCCUGGCUUCAAAAUUUGUGUUCACAAGGAUGAGCUGGUAUUUAGAAGGCCUCUUAGCAGGCUGCAAAGGCGAGCCCCUCGUCCUCUGCAGGUUAAGCCCAAUGCUUCUUCUCUUGAAAGCAAGGCUGUAGCAUCACAAGCAAUGGAUUGCAGUCUAAAUCCAUCAUCAUCAUCAGCAGCAGCAGCAGCAGCAGCAACAUCUGCAUCUUCAUUUAAUUCAUUCUAUCAAAGUAAAGACCCCAUUCCUCUACUAUCUCCUCUCGUUUUGCCUUGUUUGCUCGAAUCAUCUUACCUUCAUCAAGAAGGAAAUACGGCAAAAUGAAUUACUCUGAAAUGUACAAGCUCUUUGUUAAACGGCAUGUGAUCCCAUCUUAGUUUUCCUGCACGUUUCACAUAAGAUAUGUAUACUAUUUCCUGAUGUUCUUCUUCUUCUUCUGUUCCUUGCUCUCCACUUUGUUAAAAAAAAAAAAAGGCAAUUGACUACUGUUAUUGCUACUGUUC